AUGGAGCCGUACACGUGGCAAAUAGUAGCAACAGAAAUAAACACCUUAAAACGGAAUACUCGAGAAGGGAAGGUGUGAAUCGUGAUUACCAUCCAACAAUGUUUUUAUUUUGAGUUGAAACAGACAGAGUUACCAAUGGCUCUGGAGGCAUGGUUCAUGGAUGAGAGUCAUGAAGAUCAACAACUCCCUCAUCACCGUAACCCCAAACAGUUCGUGUCAUUGGACCACUUGGCAGAAUUAGGAGUGCUAUACUGGCGCUUGAAUCCAGAUGAUUACGAGAACGAUGAGGAAUUGCAGAAGAUCAGAGAAGCUAGAGGAUACAAUUACAUGGAUUUGCUUGAUUUGUGCCCAGAAAAAGUUGCUAACUAUGAGGAGAAGCUGAAGAACUUUUACACGGAGCACAUACAUGCUGAUGAGGAGAUACGCUACUGCUUAGAAGGAAGUGGAUAUUUCGAUGUUAGAGACAAAGAUGACCAGUGGAUUCGAAUCUGGAUUAAAGCUGGUGAUCUUAUAAUUUUGCCGGCUGGAAUAUACCAUCGGUUUACUCUUGACACCAGCAAUUAUGUUAAGUUGAUGAGGUUGUUUGUGGGAGAACCAGUAUGGACAGCAUACAAUCGGCCACAGGAAAAUCAUCCUGCAAGAAAGGAGUACAUCAAGGGUUUGACGGGGAAACUUGGAGUGCCACUAGAAGCUCAUUAGGAUUUUAAUGGCUGAAUAUUUCUGUCUUCUUAUGCACCUUAUUUAUGUUAUGUAUAUGCAUUUGGGACAUUGAUGAACUUGGAACUUAUAACAUAGCAUGUAAUGGUAAUAAUUAGUCUAUAAUGAUGAUAUAUUGUCGUAUCAUCUGUAUUACUUUGAAAUCUUUAAUGGUACAGGCAUAUUAUGUGCUAAUUAUGAGAUCCACAAUAAUAUAUCUGUUGAUGGGGAAGU
Molecule: messenger RNA, 930 nt
Organism: Pistacia vera
Lineage: Eukaryota; Viridiplantae; Streptophyta; Magnoliopsida; Sapindales; Anacardiaceae
Product: 1,2-dihydroxy-3-keto-5-methylthiopentene dioxygenase 1-like
Exons: 5
Coding region: 136-699 (187 amino acids)
Molecular function (GO): acireductone dioxygenase [iron(II)-requiring] activity
Source: RefSeq, a predicted model, not a curated record